UCUGUGUCCCGCGUAGGUACAGGUUUAAGCAGUGUGUCGGUGUCCUCUCUCUCUCCUCUCUCUCUCUCUCUCUCUCUCUCUCUCUGUGAUCUUUGCUUGUUCUUUCUCUCAUCUUCAGAUCUUCGCCACGCCGAAUCUUCUGGUUACUAUCCGAAAUCUCGGAAACUCUAGAUCUCUUCGCCGCCGAAUGCACCUCCAUUGAACUCGGAAUCUCUCUCUCUCUCACUCACUUCGCCGGAGAAAAUGGGCGAGAAAUCGCAGUCGAGAGGAUGGUGCGGGUGGUUCAUCGCUUUGGUCGUGUUGGCCGUUGUUGUUGUGGCCGUCGUCUUCACGAUCAGGGCGAAGACAGGGCACUCCGACGACGGCGGAGAUGGUCCGGUGCCGGGACCUCCCGGCGCCAUUGAUAAGAAGUACUCAGAUGCUCUCAAGAUCGCAAUGCAGUUCUUCGAUAUCCAGAAAUCUGGUAAACUGGAAAACAAUAAGAUACCUUGGAGAGGAGAUUCGGGUCUUAAGGACGGAAAUGAAGUGAAUCUCGAUCUUUCCAAGGGAUUAUACGAUGCUGGUGACCAUAUGAAGUUUGGUUUCCCGAUGGCUUUCACCGCCACAGUUCUGUCAUGGUCGAUCCUCGAGUAUGGUGAUCAAAUGGAAGCGGUGAACCAGUUGAAACCCGCGAAAGAUUCGCUCAAGUGGAUCACCGAUUUCCUCAUCAAUGCUCACCCUUCUGAGAAUGUGCUCUAUAUCCAGGUGGGUGAUCCGAGUGUAGAUCACAAAUGUUGGGACAGGCCAGAGACCAUGACGGGGAAGAGACCGCUCACAAAGAUCGAUACCGAGACUCCGGGGACAGAGGUUGCUGCAGAAACUGCCGCGGCAAUGGCUUCAGCGUCUUUAGUUUUCAAGGACAAUGACCCGCAAUACUCGAGCACACUUCUGAAGCAUUCAAAGCAGCUGUUCGAUUUCGCAGACAAAUACCAAAGUUCUUACAGCGUCAAUAUACCCGAGGUUCAGACGUUUUACAACUCGACAGGGUACGGCGAUGAACUCUUGUGGGCAGCUAGCUGGUUGUACCACGCGACCGAGGACAAAACUUACCUCGAUUACGUGUCUGAAAAGGGAAAUGAUUUCGGUAACUUUGGUAACCCGACAUGGUUCAGUUGGGACAACAAGCUUGCGGGAACACAGAUACUGUUGUCGAGGUUAAGCUUCUUCAAAAAGGGGUUAUCGGGAAGCAAUGGCCUUAAAGGAUACAAGGAAACAGCCGAGGCUGUCAUGUGUGGGCUUCUGCCCAACUCCCCGACAGCCACAUCCAGUCGAACCCAUGGCGGUCUUAUAUGGGUCAGCGAGUGGAACUCGCUACAACACCCUGUUUCCUCGGCGUUUUUAGCCACUCUUUACAGCGACUACAUGCUCACAUCCCGGAUCGGGAAACUAUCUUGCAGCGGGAAAACCUUCCGAGCUUCGGAUUUGAGAAAAUUCGCCAAAUCGCAGGCUGAUUACAUGUUGGGGAAAAACCCGACGGGGAUGAGCUUCCUCGUGGGUUUCGGGGAGAAAUACCCAAAAAACAUUCACCACAGAGGAGCGUCGAUCCCAGCAGACGCCACAACGGGGUGCAAGGAUGGAUUCAAGUGGCUUACCUCGGAGGAUCCAAACCCGAAUAUAGCGUAUGGGGCACUCGUAGGAGGGCCGUUCUUGAAUGAGACUUUCGUGGAUUCACGGAACAACUCGAUGCAAAACGAGCCGAGCACAUAUAACAGCGCCCUCGUGGUCGGGCUCUUAUCGAGUUUGGUCACUACUUCUUCCGCACUAGAGUCCUUGAAGUGAGGUAGUACUACCCUUAGAAUCACCCCAUGGCUACGUUGUAUGUCUAGGUUUGUAAACCAACGUAACGUUUGUAUUGUUGUUUGUGUAGUUGUGUGAUUUUUGCCGUACACGUUAUGGAAUUACAAAAUGCUUCAUGUCCACAAGAAA
Molecule: messenger RNA, 1965 nt
Organism: Tarenaya hassleriana
Lineage: Eukaryota; Viridiplantae; Streptophyta; Magnoliopsida; Brassicales; Cleomaceae
Product: endoglucanase 10
Exons: 6
Coding region: 244-1818 (524 amino acids)
Biological process (GO): carbohydrate metabolic process
Molecular function (GO): hydrolase activity, hydrolyzing O-glycosyl compounds
Source: RefSeq, a predicted model, not a curated record